AUGAACUGGAAAGUUGCAACGGAUAACUGGGAGAAGCUGCCCAAGCUAACGGCUUUGGAUGUCUCGAGAACCAGCAUUGACCAUAUUGCAGUGUCCUGGUCUUCAAUCAGAAGCUGCAAAGGCAACUUGUCGGUAAAUGCUAAAGUUGCAAAAGCUGUUGCUGAAGAAGGAGGGAUCAGUGUUCUUGCUGGUUUGGCGAAGUCUAUGAAGAAGCUGCUGGUGUACUGUGGAAUCUCUCUGUUGGAGAAGAGCAUAAGGGUUUCAGAGGCUCUAAAAGAUGUUUAUAUUCUCCUCCGUCCUCGGUAA
This is a messenger RNA of Microthlaspi erraticum, 306 nucleotides long. NCBI's taxonomy places the organism in Eukaryota, Viridiplantae, Streptophyta, Magnoliopsida, Brassicales, Brassicaceae. The record is from the annotation of a GenBank genome assembly.